AACACACAGACAGCGAUGCCACGCUCAAAACGAAGGCUUCAUUCGAGGUCCGGGUCCCGGUCGUCGGUCGGCGGUGGUGGUGGCGGACGGUACGAUGAGAAGCGCUUAAAGCAUCACACAGAAUCCGGGGGCGGCGACUGCUUUAAUAAGAAUGCGAGGAAAUCGAACACAAGCUCGUCCCGUAGAAAACGGAAGCGAUCCGAAGAGUCCCAUCAUCGGCGAAGUCAAGCGGGGUCAACUGGUGGCGGCCACAGGAAGAAUCGAUAUCGGGAAGAGAAAGCAACGCGCCGUCACGAGGACCGGACGUCGCGCAAUAACAGAGAGCGAGAGCUUAGGACGGAAGAGCCGAAGAAGCACAGCAAUGCCGCGGCUGCCGCCGUGAGGAACGAUGCGGAAGGGCAUCUGAUGUAUCAAGCUGGUGAUGUACUGCAUAAUAGAUACAAACUAUUAUCUACCCUAGGUGAAGGCACAUUCGGGCGUGUUGUCAAAGUAAAGGACACGAGCCGGGAUCAUACGAUAGCACUGAAAAUUAUACGCAACGUGGAAAAGUACCGCAAGGCGGCCAAGCUGGAGAUCAAUGUGCUGGAAGAGAUCCUGUCCAAAGACCCGUCUGGUCGGCACCUCUGCAUUCGAAUGCUGGACUGGUUCGAUUUCCACGGCCACAUUUGCAUCGCAUUCGAGAUGCUCGGACUGAGCGUGUACGACUUUCUGAAGGACAAUAAAUACGAGCCUUUCCCGCUGGAGCACGUGCGCCACAUGGCUUACCAGCUGUGCUUUGCCGUUAACUUUCUCCACAGCAUCAAGCUGACGCACACCGAUCUGAAGCCGGAAAACAUUCUGUUCCUCGAUUCGGAGUUCACGACCGUCCCCAGCAACGCCCUGCGCAAGAAUCGCGAAGUGCGACACGUCAACUGCACCGACAUACGGUUGAUUGACUUUGGCAACGCGAUAUUCGAUCACGAGUACCAUAGCACAAUUGUGUCGACCCGCCACUACCGGGCGCCCGAAGUGAUACUAGAGCUCGGAUGGUCGCAGCCCUGUGACGUCUGGUCGAUCGGGUGCAUCAUGUACGAGCUGUACCUGGGCAUAACGCUCUUCCAAACGCACGACAAUCGCGAACAUUUGGCCAUGAUGGAGCGCAUCCUCGGGCCCAUACCGUACCGAAUGGCGAAGAAGACCCGCACGCGCUACUUCCAUCACGGCAAGCUGGAGUGGGAUGACAAGUCGUCCGCCGGGCGUUACGUGCGCGAAAACUGUAAACCGCUAGCCCGCUCCGCCAUCGCCGACACGCCCGACCAUGUGCUGCUGUUUAAUCUCAUCGGCCGAAUGCUCGAUUACGAUCCGAGCGAUCGUAUCACGCUCGCGGAAGCGCUCGACCAUCCGUUUUUCUCCAAACUGCCCGCCCAUCAACGACUGCACACACGAUACGGAAGCGGCGAGAAAAGUACGUCCUCUUCCUCGGCGUCGUUGACGGCGACCGGUUCGCGGGAUUUUUCGCACAGUCUGUCUAGAUGAAAUGGUGAUGAUGAUGAGCAGCAGCGAUUUUUGACGUUGGUGCCGCUGAUGAUGCUGACGCUGUUCUGCUGGCUGGUGGAUGUUAUGAUAGUGUUUAGAAAACAACUGAUGAUUCUUCGCACGCGACGCGCCCCUCCUUUUUUGCAUGAGACGUGACGAUGAUGCACAACAACGCCCCGCGCAAUGACCAAUUGUUCAUACGACAUUAGCUGUGUAAACCUACUCUCCUCCUAGCUUGCUAACAACCAAAA
Molecule: messenger RNA, 1766 nt
Organism: Anopheles cruzii
Lineage: Eukaryota; Metazoa; Arthropoda; Insecta; Diptera; Culicidae
Product: serine/threonine-protein kinase Doa-like
Exons: 1
Coding region: 16-1515 (499 amino acids)
Biological process (GO): protein phosphorylation
Cellular component (GO): nucleus
Molecular function (GO): protein kinase activity; ATP binding
Source: RefSeq, a predicted model, not a curated record